AUGAUUACAACAAACAACAGCAGUAGUAGUAACAGUUCAAGCAACGUUCAACUCACGAAAGAGGAACGUUCUCUCUUUCGAUGUUAUGUCUUUGACUUUGAUCGAUGCUUAGCCUUCACUAACUUUCCAGAGUUUGCCAACACGAAUAAUAACAUCUCAACUCCUCCUACACCUAUCAGUUCCAAGACAUCGUCAUUAUCCAACAACAGUAACAGUGAUAAUAUGCCUUCUCCCAAUUCAGCCUCUCAAACACUCCUCUCAUUGUUCAAAUCGUUUUUAGAGAGAGACUGCAAUGGACGAUUCGUACCAUUGUUGUCUUUGUAUUUGCAAAUGAAACAGAAUCCUGCAUACUAUGAACAGGCUUUGUAUGCCGAGAAGAAGAAGGAAAUUGAGAGCUUUUUACGGAGAGAAGCUUUUCCUAGAUUUGUCAGAAGUGAUGACUUUAAGAGCCAUGUUGCAAAGAGAAUGAGAAGUUUGAAAUCGAUACCAUCAUCAUCAUCGAAAGGAAGUGGUGAUAACAGUAAUUUGGCAAUCAACAGUGGAACUGUGACCAUGAUCAACCAUUCCACUCAAAUCAAAAGACAAGCAAGCAAUUCUAGUACGCAAGGAAAAUUGAACUCAUCGUCCAAUACAACCCUCUCAGUUCAGUCAGCAAGUACUCUGGACGAUGCAUCAACUCUUGUCGGCAGUAACCAAAGCAAUCACAGUCAUCAAUUGUAUCACGCGUUGCAACAACAACCAUCGACUCCAACUUCAAGCCUUGUUUCAUCAGUGAAUUUGGAAGCUCCCUAUUCUCCUAACCUUGCUUCUAGUUCGCCCAAUAUGACCUCGAAUCAUGAAAGUGACGCUUUUGAAAUGAAAGCAUCCAAAAAGGAUGAUGCUGCUGAUGAGGAUGAUGAUGAGGAAAAUCAUGAAGACGAGGAAGAAGAAGAUGAUGCUGACACUGAAAGUACAACGACCACAACGACCACUUCAUCUACCAGUGGCUCCUAUCAGCACUAUCAAUUCAGUGUGGAUUCAACUUCUCAAACGUUGAGCUUACCUCAAUCAAAAAGUUCCAAAAGCCGUCACUCCGUUUCGAGACAUCACGCCUUGUUGAGCAAUAAGGCAGUCAUGGAAUAUUUGCAUGCCAUUGCUUCACCUAUGGACAUUUCCACUGAACCUCUUUUCAAAACCCAAGUCGAGAUGAAGUCUGCACUCUUCUUCUCAAUGGAUCAUCUUUCAUUUGUAAAGGACUUUGAAAAUGAUACACCAGCAUGGGAAAUUGUGUAUACCAUUCCAUCGAGUACUGAAGCUGUUGCAAGUAACAAACUCAUUCCAGCUCAAAUUCACAAAGACUAUUUGAGCAGAGGUGGAGGAGUUUUUACUUUACAAGCUUGCUCUCCAAAGAACAAUUUCCAACGAGUGUUGAACGAUCUAUCUUUGGAAAAAACAUACAAGUGGAAAUAUCAAACCUUCGUUCCAUAUCCUCAUCAUGAAGUGUUUAACAUGUUUGAGCAAUGCAACUUCAAUACAUGUUUGAAAGGAUGCAAGAAACAAAACAAGAUGACCCGACAAUUAGGUACAGAACUAUUUGAUCCUCACUUUAGCGUCUCAGGCAGUGGAGGCAGAGAUUUCUAUUGCUACGAAGAAAAGAUUAAUCUCUCGAGUGGAAAUUCCUUAUUCAAAUUUGGAAGCUCUCAAAAGACUCUCAAUCUUCUUUGCAGUAAUUUCUAUGACACGGACAAGAAUGAAUAUAUAUUCUGUUUGAAAUCUCAAGGAUUUGACCAAAGCUCUGGUACCACCAACAUUGAAGUGGCCGAUAACGUCUGGGGUGUGAAAUGCAUUACCAUCACAAAAAUCACGAACAACUUGACACGAGUGAACGAGUGUGGUUUCAUGUACUUUGGUGAGAAUUCAACAAAGGAUUAUUUCCUUUCUCCUCUUUUCAACACCUCCAAUAAGGACAAGUCUUCAUUCUUCUAUAACGCAUUGGUAAUGGGUUCUGAGGAAAUGAUCAAGAGGGAACUUGAGAGAGCUUCUAGCUACUCCAACAGCAAACACAAACCGUCUGCUGCUCAAAAGAAAUCAUCCAACUCGAUUCGCCAUCAAUGUCUAACACAAAAUGAAACAGUGGUUGCCAAAAGAUUGUCAACGGCUGAAAAUGAUGUAUUGGAAUAA
Messenger RNA from Naegleria lovaniensis, 2160 nucleotides. RefSeq lists its product as uncharacterized. The transcript has a single exon. The record is from RefSeq and is a predicted model, not a curated record. Bases 1 to 2160 code for a protein of 719 amino acids. NCBI's taxonomy places the organism in Eukaryota, Heterolobosea, Eutetramitea, Acrasida, Naegleriidae.